AACAAAUAUAUUUCCUAUUAUAACCCUAGGCUCCUCCACACUCCUAUACUCAAAACCCAUUGUUGCAUUAAAAAAAAAAAGAAAACAAAAAAGAAAAAAGAAAAAAAAAAAGGAAAAAAUGGCCACAGCUCCCAUGGCUAGCCAAUUGAGGAGCUCCUUCCUCUCUCCCACCACCACCACCACCACCACCUCUUCUAGGGUUUUGGUCACUCCCAGGGGCAUUUCUGGAAAUCCACUUAGGGAUCUUCACUCUAGGAGGAGGAGCUCUCUCACUGUUAGAGCUGUUGUUCCAGAGAAGCAAACUUAUCAAGUGAUCCAGCCCAUCAAUGGAGACCCAUUCAUUGGAAGCCUUGAGACCCCAAUCACAUCGAGCCCACUCAUCGCUUGGUACCUGUCCAACCUCCCGGCCUACCGGACCGCAGUGAGCCCGCUCCUCCGCGGCGUCGAGGUCGGCCUGGCCCACGGCUACCUCUUAGUCGGCCCGUUCGUAAUAACCGGCCCGCUCCGCAACACCCCCUACGCCGGCCAGGCCGGCUCGCUCGCCGCCGCCGGACUCGUCGUCAUCCUCAGCAUCUGCCUGACAAUGUACGGCAUCGCGUCGUUCAAGGAGGGGGAGCCGUCCGUCGCCCCCUCGCUGACGCUGACCGGCCGUAAGAAGGAGGCCGACAAGCUCCAGACGGCCGAGGGCUGGGCCCAAUUCUCCGGCGGGUUCUUCUUCGGCGGCAUUUCGGGGGUUAUCUGGGCCUACUUCCUCCUCUACGUCCUCGACCUCCCCUACUACAUUAAGUAGGGGGUACUUACGUUCUCUGCGUUAUCUGCAUUUAGCUCCCUCAAAACUUUUUUUAUUAUAUUAAUUGAUCCCGCAAAAAGUUUGAAUGCAGAAAUGACCCUACGCUCUUACGCAAGAUAUUUUGCGUUUCUGCAACUCAAAUUUGUUUGGGUUCAAUUAUAAAAUGAAAUGUUUUGAGGAGCCCAAAUGCAAUAAAAAAGCAAAAAAAAAAAAAAAGGAAUUUAACUUUGUGUUCAUUGCCCUGCUUGUAUUUGUAUGUUCUUAACUUGAAGAGAAGUACUCAUGUUGGUUUGUAUAUUUGGAAUGGAGAAUUUUAAUGGGAAAUAUCAAUUUUAUGAACUA
This is a messenger RNA of Ananas comosus (pineapple), 1132 nucleotides long. RefSeq names its product photosystem I reaction center subunit XI, chloroplastic. Gene Ontology annotation, biological process: photosynthesis. NCBI's taxonomy places the organism in Eukaryota, Viridiplantae, Streptophyta, Magnoliopsida, Poales, Bromeliaceae. The transcript is spliced from 3 exons. The coding region runs from base 119 to 790 and encodes 223 amino acids. Gene Ontology annotation, cellular component: chloroplast thylakoid membrane; photosystem I reaction center; photosystem I. The record is from RefSeq and is a predicted model, not a curated record.